AUGGCAAAGUCAGAUCAGGGAGGGGGGGGAUACGAAGACGUGUGCGGAGACAAGAGGGUGUUCGGGCUUAAAAGAGGAGCUGGUGGAACUCAAAUAGCUGAAGGCGAGGACCUCAAAAAGCUCCCAUGCCGACUUCGGAGAGGGGCUGCGAAUCAAGCUUGCUGUGAUGACCGCGGGCGGCUUCGGUUAGCGGUGCAGAGGCAAGCCAUAUUGUCUUUGUUUUGCGGCGUGUUUUUGAAUCUGGAAAAGAUGCAUUGGAUCUUGCAGUGCUCCGUGGACAGGACGGAAUGUGGCCGUGUUGCCCCGCGUGCCGAUGAAUGUGCGCUGCCCCGCCAAAAAGCCAUUCACGUAGUCAGCCUCUUCUGCGUCGCAGAAAUGUCGGCACUUUCAACCCUGCCAGCCGAUCCUAACAUGCCUCUCUCUCGGUGCACUGUGUGCUCACCCCUGCCCAGCCAUCUUGCCCGAAUUAGGGAGCACAUGGACCGGAUGCCAACUUCUCUCCGGAUAUACCCCCCGUCAUUCUCCACAUUUCGUGACAAGACCUACUACACAUAUGCAAAAACAAAAAAAAACAAAAAAAAUAUAUACGUAUAG
Molecule: messenger RNA, 594 nt
Organism: Lindgomyces ingoldianus
Lineage: Eukaryota; Fungi; Ascomycota; Dothideomycetes; Pleosporales; Lindgomycetaceae
Exons: 5
Coding region: 1-594 (197 amino acids)
Source: RefSeq, a predicted model, not a curated record